Molecule: messenger RNA, 608 nt
Organism: Tachyglossus aculeatus (Australian echidna)
Lineage: Eukaryota; Metazoa; Chordata; Mammalia; Monotremata; Tachyglossidae
Gene: TAC3
Product: tachykinin precursor 3
Exons: 7
Coding region: 149-520 (123 amino acids)
Biological process (GO): tachykinin receptor signaling pathway; positive regulation of blood pressure
Source: RefSeq, a predicted model, not a curated record
CCCAACACCGCCCGGAUCCCCGAGCACCGACUCUUGCUUCUUCCACCAUCCCAUCCCAAGCCUGAGCUCAGGGGCCAUCCACGCCUACCUGCCCUGCAGUCCCUACCUCUCCCAGAAACUGACCACUGAGCCUCCCCCAGCACGCACCAUGAGGGGUGACCUUCUGCUCGUUGCCAUGCUGGUCCUCGCCGUGGGUCACAGCCGUGGGGCCGAGUGCGAGGUGACGCAGGAUCAACCAGCGCUCCGCGGGGGUCAGAGCAAGAAGCCCUCAGACCUGCCCCAGCUGCCACUGUCCCUGCUCCGGAGACUGUACGACAGCCGGGCCAUCUCGCUGGACGGACUGCUCGGACUUCUGGCCCAGACCAGUGCCGAUCCCAAGGAGCUUGCCUCUCCCCAAAAGCGUGACAUGCACGACUUCUUCGUGGGACUCAUGGGGAAGAGGCGCGCCCGGGCGGACGGAGACAAGGAUGCCUUCCCCAACUUCAGGGACCCCAAGUAUUCUUCCAGUGUGACGGAAUGAGAUCCGCGCUGCGCCCUGGGGGCCUCCCGGCUGGCAGCGACUCCGGCCGGCGACCCGGCCCGCUCGCCUGCCCCCUCCCCUCCCGGAC